Lutzomyia longipalpis is the source of this 1601-nucleotide messenger RNA. Its product is annotated as L-dopachrome tautomerase yellow-f2-like. NCBI's taxonomy places the organism in Eukaryota, Metazoa, Arthropoda, Insecta, Diptera, Psychodidae. The transcript has 2 exons. The coding region runs from base 55 to 1533 and encodes 492 amino acids. The record is from RefSeq and is a predicted model, not a curated record. Gene Ontology annotation, cellular component: extracellular region.
UCUCGUUUCUGGACGAAAGUGAAAGAGCCAGCAGCUCAGAAGAAUAUUCAUAGAAUGAAGUUGUGGAAUUUUUCAAUUCUCUUAGCUAUUUUUUGGGUAUCUCUGGCCAAUUCGCUUCAGCAUCAAGGCAAGUUCAGCCCGACUGAAGAAGUUUUUACGUGGAAGAAAGUUGAAUAUGAGAAUUUGCCCAAAUCAGAAAAAUCCCGCCUGGGGCCUCACGCGUACUAUAUUCCUCAAAAUAACGACAUAAUCGGAAUGGGCUUCCACCCACUGAGUGGUUUAAUGAUUGUGAAUAUUCUACGUUCACGCCCGGGUGUUCCAACAUCUCUCGGAGCUUUCUGCAUUAAGGACUACAUGCUACAUAAAGUGGGAACAAGUCCCAAAAUUUGGGCCUUUCCAAAUUACGAAAUUAAUGCCCUUCAUCCUGAAGAUUUUUCUGAAAGGAAUCUCAUUGAGAAGACUUCAGGGAAGCUUUUGCUUAAAGCUCCAAAUGAAACGGAAUUUUACAAUGUUACUGACUACAGUGGAUUUAAUUUCAUCUCAUUCAAUCAAUUUUCUUCAUUAGAUACAUCACGAGUUGUUGCAUCAAUUGAACCACCGGAAAAUCCAAGAAUAAUUUCAGCUUUCUGCGUAACGAUCGAUGAACGAUGCAAUCGAGCUUUUUUAGUGGACAACGGACAAUUGCAGUACAAUCAGAAUAUAACGUACAUAAUUCAAAAGCCAGCUCUUGUUGUAAUUGAUCUACCUGCAGAUGGAUGUGACUCGAGGAAUUUCUCAAUAAUCCGACGAAGUGAACUUCCUGAUAGAAUUUCGGAAAAAGGAUCAAAUGGAUUCUUAGGAGUUACUCUCGACUUCCAAAACGAAGAUUCUUGCGAAGAUCUAUUCCUCUACUUCCCAAAUGCCUUCUACAGCUAUCUCGUUGUCUAUGACUACAAGAACGAUGACUUCUGGGAAUUUGAGCAUGAAAGCUUCCUUCCUGUUAGGGCUGAGUCUCACUUUAUUUUCAACCGAAACUUUCGUUAUGAUUUAGAAUUUGGGAUCUAUAGCAUUACCCUGAGCUACGCACCUGAUAAAAACGGAGUCAAGACUGCCUUCUAUGCUCCCUUAGCCAGUACAGCUCAAUUCGGCGUUUCAACGAUGAUUUUAAAAGACAAAACAAAAUCCCCGACAAACUACGAAAUGGAAGACUUUGAGCUUGUAGGCUACAAAGGAUGCAAUCAUCAAACAACAAACAUGGUAACUGACCACACGUACGGCGUGAUCUUCUUCUCUGAAGUUCAAUCCAAUCAAAUACGUUGUUGGAAUAUGAAUAAACCCCUCAAUCCGGACAACAUUGGGGUGGUUUAUGAAUCAAAGAAACUUCUUUUGGGCAUUCAGAUAUCAAUUGAUUCUUUGGGCUACCUUUGGUUCCAUUCAUGUCGCAUUGCUGUUGAUUUUCUCUCUGACUACCCACUUAAUCUUCACGAAGUUAAUUCUCGAUUUUUCCGCAUUAAGGUUUCCGAAGCAAUUAAUGGAACUGUUUGUGAGGACUAAGGGUUGAAUUGAAUUGAAUUUUUUUUGUAUUAAAGAAAUGAAUGAAUGAAUAAAAAAUUGUCCAGAAA